AUGGCGACUGGGAACAAGGGGCCGAGCUGGGCUGACCAGUGGGGGAGUGGCGCUGACGCCGGCGACGACGACGGCGGCCGGCGACGGGGCGGGAUCACUAAGAGCGGCGGCGGCGGCGGCGGCGGCGAGAAGAUAGCGAAGGCGAAGGCUGCGGCCUCGGUGGGGCUCGACAAGGCCAAGACGGCGGCGGCUGUCGGCGCGCAGAAGGUCAAAGCCGGCACCACCCUCGGCAUCAAGUGGGUCAAGGCCCAGUACGCGAAGCGGACCUCCAAGUGA
This is a messenger RNA of Spirodela intermedia, 276 nucleotides long. The record is from the annotation of a GenBank genome assembly. Lineage: Eukaryota; Viridiplantae; Streptophyta; Magnoliopsida; Alismatales; Araceae.